Molecule: messenger RNA, 4359 nt
Organism: Musca domestica (house fly)
Lineage: Eukaryota; Metazoa; Arthropoda; Insecta; Diptera; Muscidae
Gene: Rb97D
Product: ribonucleoprotein RB97D
Exons: 6
Coding region: 126-1706 (526 amino acids)
Molecular function (GO): RNA binding
Source: RefSeq, a predicted model, not a curated record
AACUAGCUCUUACAGUUUCUGUCCAGUGAAUAGCUAGCAAACAUACUAGUUCGUUCCGGAAAGACAACUUAUUUUUGAAAAAUAAAAGAAAUAAAAACACAGAUCUAUAAAAAAAGAAAUACAGAAUGGUUUCUAAAGUUGAAGAAGAUAACGAUGUGGUGGAGGUGAAAAACGAAAAUACUGUUACUGUCAGCGAUGAGGAUGAUGAAAUUUGCGAAGUGGAACAUUUGAGAAAACUUUUUAUUGGAGGUCUUGCUGCGGAGACGACAGAUGAAAAUCUACGUAAAUUCUACAGUAAAUGGGGUAAAGUAGUAGAUUCCGUUGUUAUGAGAGACCCGGUAACCAAACGCAGUAGGGGUUUUGGUUUUGUAACAUUCACCAAAAUAGCUAUGGUCGAUAAGGCUCAAGCAAGUAGGCCUCAUAUUAUUGAUGGCAAAAAAGUGGAAUCCAAACGUGCAUUACCUAGAACGGAACAAUCGGCUAAGGAUAAUAAGAAAAAUCACACAGUGAAGAAAUUGUUUAUUGGUGGCUUAAAAGAUGACCACGAUGAACAAUGCCUUAAGGACUAUUUCUCUCAAUAUGGGAAUGUUAUAUCCGUGGAGUUUCUAAUUGACAAUACCACUGGAAAACGUAGAGGUUUUGCCCUGGUAGAAUAUGACGACUAUGAUGCUGUUGACAAGGCCAUAUUACAAACGACUCAUGUGGUUAAAAAUGUUUUAAUCGAUGUCAAGAAAUCUGUUUACACAAAAGAUGAGCCAAAGAAAAAGAUUGGGGAAAAGGAAAAUAACAGAAAUCCAGAAAAACCAUUGGGUAAUAGAGUAGAUAUGAAGAUGGGCAGCAAUAACAAUAAUAACAACAAUAUAAGACCGCCACCACCAAACCAAUAUGCACCUCCAAGAGGAUAUCCGCCAAUGAAUCGUCCACCGGUACCAGCGCCACCACCACAAUACCAACAAAUGCCUCCAUAUCAGCAAGUUCCUCCACCAAGCUACAAUCAGUGGGGUCCACCGCCUCCACAUCCACAAGUUGGACAACAGGCUCCACCGCCGCCACUACCACCAAAUAACACAUAUGGUCCUCCUACUGGACCACCACCAUUACCACACAACCAACAAUACCCCCAAUCGAUGCCUCCUCAAAACUAUGGAAAUUAUGCACAGCCCCCGGUACCUCCCCCAGUUCCACCAAUGGGAGCUCAACCGCCCAAUUGGAAUAAUUAUCCUCCACCUUCAGCUGGGGUAGGUAAUAAUUGGAACAAUGGUCCUCCACCACAUGCACCAUUGCCUAAUGGACCGCCACCACCACCAACAUCUAAUUGGCAAAAUAAUCAGUGGUCAGGUGCACCGCCACCCGUAACGGCAGCUCCAGUACAAAGGCCACCCGUUGCUCAACCACCACCGCCAAAUAAUUGGCAACAGCCACCACCUAUGCAUAAUAAUUGUCCACCACCAUUACCGCCACAUCAGCAACAUCCUCAAGCCAACAAUAUCUACCCGCAACAGCAGCCGCCAGCUCCGCCACCAGCGGCAAAUAAUUUCGGUAGUGGCUAUCAACAGAAUUACGGCGGUGGACCGACAAAACAUCAAAACGUGUAUUCAAAUCGCAUGAACCCCUACAAUGUCCAACAUAACAAUCAAUACAAUAAUGCGCCACCGCAAGGCUAUCCCCCAAAUUCGAUGGUAAAUGGCAAUAAAUAUCGUCGCUAGAUGUGAAUUUUCAAAAAUCUUAAAAAGGCAAUUAAACAUCCGAGAAAAUUAAAAUCACCUACUAUAGACGCAAGAUAUCUUAACGUAUAUGUUACAUGCUACCGAUGAAGGAAACAUAGUUAUAUGUAUGGAAUAACACUAGAAUAAAUAAAGCAUAUUUUGAAUAAUAAGACAAACUUAUGAAAUAAGAAACAUUUAUUUUAAUUACAUAUAUUUAUGUUUUCCGUAUGUACUUUUUCUUGCCUAUUGUCUCAAAUAUUUUUACAAUUAAUUAUUUUACAUAUAACAUAUUUGCGUUACAAAAUAAAUUUCUAAGAAAUUAAUAAGUUUAAAUUUGUUGUUUAAAAUGUAAUUGACAAUUUGAAUUAUUGCCCUACAUGCCCCAAGAUACUAUCUCAAUUACUGAAAACAUCUUUAACCUGUUGGGAGCUUUAAUAUUCAUUUAUUUUCGUUUAGUUAAGCAGUAAUUAGUCAAUAGUUUAUAUAUAAGUCUUCUUUGUUGACAAAGAUUUAGAACUAAAAAUAAUUUCCUAGGGGAGGAUGGAUUCCUUAUUCUUCAAAAUCAAUUAGUUUUAUGCAUAUGUAACAACAGUUUGUGUUAAUUUUAUUAUUUAUAAAAUAAACAUACCUUACUUACAUAAGUUUUGGAAUAUUUAUGGGGAUUUAAUUAUUAUAAACUGUAAUUUAUCUUCUAAAGAAGUUUCUUAUAUAAAUUAUCGGAAUAUAUGGAAUAUUUGGGGAAUUUAUGUACUAGAAGCAGUAAUUCUUUAAUAUGAGAAUUAUCAAAAUAAUAUUAAAAAGAUAAAGAAAACACUUAAUAAUAAGUGAUAUUAAUGAUAAACAGUAAAUUACUAUUGUAAUAAUAGCAACAAAAGCUAAUGUUAUAAAUUGCUUAUGCUUGGUAAAUUUACAAAACAUUAUUUGAUUUCAGGCGCUUUUUUUUAGCAUCAAUGUCAUAUUUUCCCUCACUUAAUAUAAAUCAAAUACCAUAUUUUAUAGUAUAUAUAUGUAGUAUACAGGGUGAGAUAAAAAAACUGCAACAAAGUCAAAAGCCAUAAUUUUUACAUAAUUUUUUUUAAAUUUUAUUGAAUGAAAAUGUCGGAAAUGGCAUCAAAUUUAGAAUAAAUUAGAUUUGUUCGAAUUGACCACCUUUGGCACGAAUUAUGGCCUUUAAACGGCCAAUGAAACCGUCACACGCUGCCCGAAUGUUCGGCCCAUUCCCGGCGAAGCGCUUGCUUAAGGUGAUCGACACUUUGGUAUUUUUUUAGUUACAACUUUGCUUUCCAAAAAACCCCAGACACAUUAGUCCAACGGAUUGUAUCGGGAGAUUUUGAUGGUCAUGGAAAUGAAGGAAAGAACCUCAUUAUGUAACCAUUCUUGGGUGGCGCGUGUGGGGUGCGAUGGUGCUGAGUCCUGUUCAAAUGUCCAAGGUCUGCGGUAAAAAUGUUUGUGUGCCCAAGGCUUCAAAGCACCCUCCAGAAUAUUUACGCGAUAAUAUUCGGCAUUUAUUCUGUUAUUUUGGCCCACACCAUGGUCGGUGCUUGAAUUCCGAAGGUGCAUAUUUUCAGCUGACCUCUUUGGCAAGUAAACACGAUCAUUUUGUUUGUUUACAAACUGCUGGACAACAAAUGGAUUCUCAUCGGAAAAAACCAAAUUCGGCAGUUCACCACUUUCGGCUAAGCGAAGCAACUCUUUAGCUCUUUUGAGUCUAUUUUCUUUCUGUUGCGGUGUAAGUUCUUGCACUUUUUGGAAUUUCAAUGGCAUUACCUCGAGCUCAUUUUUCAAUAUUUGCCGAAUGGAAUAUUGCUUCUGCGACGCGUGUUUCGAUCAAGUCGCUUCUUUAUUUUUCGAACCAUUUCUGGUGAUGUUGCUGUUUUCUUCCGUUCACUUCCUUGACGUCGGGCUACGCUACCAGUAUCAUGGUAACGAGCGAUGGUACGAGACACAAAAGAUUUAUUCACAUUUAAAUGCUGGAGUGGUGCUCUAACGACUUGUGGUUUUCCAGCCAAAUAUAUAAAGAAAUCACAUUAUCACACUUGAAUUCCAUCACGAAUAACUUUUUUUCUGGAAAAUUCUUAUCAAAAUGCUUUGGUACGCUUGUAAACAAUAUAAUGAACUGUCACUGGAAUAAUUUUACAGAUGUCGGACUAGUGGCUUAGAAAUUACAGCAGUUUGAAGUUGGUUGCAGUUUUUUCAUCUCACCCUGUACAUACUUAUAGCAUACUUUCAACUCAGUUGGAUUAUUUUGCAAUGGUUCAAAAUUGUGCAGCCUCUAUGCAAAAAUACCCUUUUACAUCGGCUGAACCAAACUUAGAAAAUAGUUUGCAUUCAUUAACUUUGAAUUAAAACAUAAAUGUUUCGAAUAUGAAGUUUAAAUUUUAUUAAAAAAAUUAACACCUAUACCUACACAAUUUAAAAAUUCAUAAUGCAAAAAGGAAACCUUAUUGAAUCAGAAAUCUUGUCAAUUAUUACUUGCCCAUUCAAUAUAAAAUAUCAAAAUAAGUUAGAUGUCAAUUAAAUAUAAUAUUUUCAAUUAACCCAAACCUAUUUCUGUUAUUAUAAGCUACAUACAAUAUACCAUGAAUUUAUAAUAAUUUAAAUUUUUAUUUUAUAACAAAAUGCAAUAAUAAAUAAAUAUUUAGUAUAUAACAAA